GAAAGAAAAUAAAAUCGGGAAAAUUUUACUUUCUUCCAUUUUCCGCCCAGAUUCAAUCUGAACAUCAGAUGAACCCUCGGCUGGAGAAUUACACUGUUCACAACAAGAUAUGCAAUUGAAAAAUAUGGUAAUCGUCGGGACGAUUACAUACAUGGUACAGAAAUUCCGUUUUGGUUAUUCUCAAUCAAGGUAAAGUACAUUGUUCAUGUUGAUGUUUCAAAGUUAUAGUAAUUAAUGGCAAAACGCAUUAGCAGAUUUUGAUAGUCAGCUUAGCUGUGCCAACGAAUGGAGCAGUUUCGGCAGAUUGGAGAGGUACUGGGAAGCUUGAAGGCUAUUAUGGUAUUCCGCGACAACAUCCAAAUCAAUCAGCGACAAUGCUGUUUGUUGUUUGACAUCUUCAAUUUCGCAUAUGAUACAAUAGCACAAGAGAUGGCAGAGAACCUGAGAUUCGAAGAGAGGCAGGCGAAAUGGAGGAUACUUGAUUUGCCAUUGCGAGAGAUGUGCAGGAUAUUCAAAGAAGGAGAAGGUUACAUUAGGCAGUGUCUUGAGACAAGGGACUGGUGGGCAAAAGCCAUUACUCUCUAUAACAGCACAUAUUGUGUAGAGUUUUGCAUUCACAACUUACUUAGCUGCAUUCCUGUUGUCAUUGAAGCAAUGGAGACUGCAGGAGAAUUCUCGGCCUCCGACUACGACGAGAUGCAGAAGAGGAGACUUGUCUACUCCUUUAAGUAUCACAAGGAAUUCAGAGAUCCAAAGCUAUUUCAGUGGAGAUUUGGCAAGCAGUACCUUAUAACCCAAGACCUUUGCGACCAAUUUGACAUGGUAUGGAAGGAAGAUCGAUGGAUUCUUCUAAGUAAAAUUCUUGAUAAGAAAAUUAGUGGGUCAACAAAGCAAGAGCAGCGACUUAUAGAUCUGCUGAACAGAAACUUGGAUGACUCGGAGAGUUCGAAUGGGAAACUCUUGCCCUCUUCAAUCCUAGUGGGAUCAAAGGACUACCAGGUGAGGCGGCGGCUAGGGAGCGGGAGUCAGUACAAGGAGAUUGUGUGGUUGGGUGGUAGCUUUGCUUUAAGACAUUUUUUUGGGGACAUUGAGCCUCUGAUUUCUGAAAUAUCUUCUCUGUUAUCUCUUUCCCACCCCAAUAUAAUGCACUUCCUCUGCUGCUUUACUGACGAGGAGAAGAAAGAGUGUUUUCUUGUUAUGGAACUCAUGAAUAAGGAUCUGAAUAGUUACAUCAAAGAGAUUUGUGGGCCAAGGAAGCGGAUUCCCUUUACUCUGCCAAAUGCAGUUGAUAUCAUGCUUCAAGUAGCAAGGGCAAUGGAGUAUCUGCAUUCAAAGGGAAUAUAUCAUGGUGAAUUAAAUCCGUCUAAAAUUCUGGUAAAACCAAGGGGUAACUUUGGAGAAGGGUACCUGCAGGCGAAAGUGUCGGGCUUUGGCCUAUCUUCUGUGAAGAACAUCAAACCCAAGAGCUCUUUAAAUCAGAAUGGAACCCUCCCCUUCAUCUGGCAUGCUCCAGAAGUCCUAGAAGAACAAGAACAGACUGGGUGCACAGAGAACUUAAACUACACAGAAAAGUCUGAUGUGUAUAGCUUCGGAAUGGUAUGCUUUGAACUGUUGACUGGAAAAGUUCCAUUUGAGGACAGUCAUCUUCAAGGAGAAAAAAUGAGUCGAAACAUUCGAGCAGGAGAGAGGCCUUUGUUCCCAUUUUAUUCACCCAAAUACGUGACCAACUUGACAAAGAAAUGCUGGCAUUCUGAUCCAAACCAGCGACCAAGCUUCUCAUCCAUAUGUAGGAUUCUACGUUACAUAAAACGAUUCCUUAUGAUGAACCCAGAUUACAAUAGAGAGCCAGACCCACCAAUGCCACCAGCUGACUACUGUGAAAUGGAGUCAAAGCUCUUGAGAAAAUUUCCUUCUUGGGAUACUACAAAUUCAACAGCAAUAUCACAGAUACCAUUUCAGAUGUUUGUUUAUAGAAAUCUGGAGAAAGAAAAGGCAAGAGAAAAUCUUAGAGAAACUUCAGAAUCAGGUAGCGAUAAGGCUUCAGUUAGUGGAGACGAAGCAAUUACCCCAAUGGAUGAUCCACUCCCAACAGCAACAGAAAGAAAGUUUCUCACUUCCCCUGAAGCUAUGAACAAGAAACUAUUACAUUUGAAUAGAUCUCCAGAAACGAAAGCAAGCAAACAGCCAGGAACCCCGAAGGGAAGAUCUCCAAGACCUCCACAAAUGAUGACCUCUCGUAGUAUGAGAAUGAAUUCAGAAAGCCAGCUGAUGGUGAUGAGCCCGAGAACGAUGAGCCCAAGAAUGAUGAGCCCGAGAAUUAGAAGAAUAUCUUCUGGUCAUGCAUCAGAUUCUGAGCUUACAUAAGCAAUUCUGAAACAAGGAAUGCUAUCUUUGGGAUUUUGAGUGACAAUCCUGAUCAAAUAUUACAAGAGAGGUGAGAACUCUAACUACGAAAAAUAAUUGCUUCGUCUAGCUGCAAAUUGCACUAUUAGCUAAUGAAGAAAUCAGGCACAGUACAGAAAUUCAAUUGAAAACAAGGUCAAUAAGUAGGACCAUUUUGUUCAGGUCCAUAUUUUGUUGGCGCAUAGACAUUAUCGAAAAUAAGCACCUGAAACUCAUAUGCGCAUAUAUAUAUAUCAAGAAUUCUCUUGCAGAAAACAAGUGAUACUCUAGUAGGAUGAAAAGGCUCAUAUCUAAUCUGCUACAGUGGCUUAGAGUUCAUGAAAGGCCCUAUCGAAGCCAACCGUACUAGUACAUGAAAACUCACCUAUGACAUAGAAGAAAAAUUAAUAAAAAACAAGAUAAGGCGUAUGAAGUAGUCAUAUUUAAUGGUAAUUCUAUAUAGAUGGAGAAACAUAUUCAAAAAACUGUCUUGGUAAAAAA
Messenger RNA from Tripterygium wilfordii, 2883 nucleotides. RefSeq names its product mitogen-activated protein kinase kinase kinase 7-like. Gene Ontology annotation, molecular function: ATP binding; protein kinase activity. The transcript is spliced from 2 exons. NCBI's taxonomy places the organism in Eukaryota, Viridiplantae, Streptophyta, Magnoliopsida, Celastrales, Celastraceae. Gene Ontology annotation, cellular component: cytoplasm. Gene Ontology annotation, biological process: protein phosphorylation; signal transduction. The record is from RefSeq and is a predicted model, not a curated record. Bases 286 to 2364 code for a protein of 692 amino acids.